Messenger RNA from Durusdinium trenchii, 1203 nucleotides. Lineage: Eukaryota; Dinophyceae; Suessiales; Symbiodiniaceae. The record is from the annotation of a GenBank genome assembly.
ACAGAGCUGCAUAAUUCGAGAACAUGCCGAUGACUCAUGAAUACAAAAAUGCAUGGACAUGCAGAAUACGAGCAAACCGACUGAAACAUGUUGAUACUGUCACUUUGUGUUGUAUUCGAUAAGUAUCUUCAAAGGACCAUUUUGAACAUUCAAGCGUCCGGAGCACUUCUGAGGCCCAUCAACUCAAAAGGACUCUGGAGAUGGCAGGCACAAUCCGCAAAUGACAUGAAGGGAAGACUGGAAAUGGAAUAAAUCUGAUUAAGAAUGGAAUGAUGCAAGGAAUGCACAGAACAAAUCCAUGUAUAUCAUGCGCAAAGGUUUUGAUCAGUAUUUAAGCAAACUCGAGUCAUGCCUGGUAGCUGAUUUGUGGUGGUUCUCAGUGUGCCUCUCAAACAGACCUGACGGAAGAUCCAUUCCCAUAGACACGUCUUAGCGAUCGGACGUUUGUUGUUUGACGUGCAUCCUUUUGCAGCUGUUUACAGUCCAGCUGGUGUAGAACUUUGGCUUUUCUCAUCCUGACAGUGAUCUCUUCGCCACAUGAGCGAAGGUUCAAUACAAUGGGAGAAUGUCUCAAAUAUUUCAGUUGCGUAUCCACUGGAGCCCAGUGAUCUGGAAUUGGGAAGUGUGCAACUGCACUGGACUGAAAGGAUAAAGCAUCAGAUUUUGCUUUUACGACUACAGAGGCCUUACUUCAUCUAUUGCCUCAUGUGCUCCUUCAUUGCUGCAACUGCAUUUCUGUCAACAUUGAUCGACUUGUGCUUUGGCAGUGAAAAAGGCUGGCAUGAUAUUCUCGAAGGUGGGACGUGGCAAAGUGCAUGCUGGUCAGCCGUCAGUCUGGCGUUGUUUGCAGAGGUGCUCUCAAAUUUGUUCAUCAAUUGGCCAGUGAAGAGCUUUUCCCAAGACUGGUGGCUGAUUUUUGAUGUGACCCUGCUAGUACUAACAGUAUUUGCUUGGGCGCUGUCACACUGGAGGAGAGCGACAAUCAUGCGUGAGGAAGCAGAGGAGGCAGAUCUUUGGCUCAUUUUCCUGCGCUUUGCUUUACAACCCUGUCGAGUCUUUGCAUCUGCCGCGAAUGCGCGGAAAGUGCAGCAAAUGCAGAAGGGUUGUGUGGACAUCAAAUUCGACGGGCUCGGUCGCUGCAGCAACAGUUCCCUAAGUGGACAGGCUAACCGGAGCGAGUAGCGUCACCCGAGGCAAAAAGAA